AUUUGUAUGGGAAGACUCUCCCCACUCUUCUUUCCGCGAGUCUUCUAUCACCGCCUGGUAACUGAUCGAAAAGAGAGGAGGGAAAGGAAGGAAGAAAUACACCGAAAUACUAGUCUUCUUCUCCCGGGUCUUAUAGAAGAGAAAAGAAGAAGAAAGAGAGAAAUACACCGAAAUCCUGGUGUAUCAUCUUUUCCAUGGCCAAAGCCCUUGGGAAGCCUCUUACGUUCUUCUUCCUCAUCUUGCUGUGGGAGACCACAGCCGCUGCAGCAAUAGUAGCAUCUGACGGUGACAACAAAAACUUUUCUGUGGGCCGCUUAUUUUGGGCCACAGCCAAAGAUGGGAGCGAUCUGCUGGUGAAGGCGGAAGGCGAAGAUUCGACAUCUGCUGCUGCUGCAGCAACGGCAUCGGCGGAUGAGCACGAUGAAUUCGAGGGCGGCUUCUCUUCUCUCGACGGCAUGUUGCAGUGGGCCAUAGGACAUUCUGAUCCAAGAAAAUUGAAGGAAAAGGCACAUGAUGUUCAACGGUUAUCUGCAAAUGAGCUGGAAAAACGUCAACUAGAAAUAAAGGAAUUGAUGGAGAAGUUGAAGAUGCCUUCAGAUCCGGAGUUGAUGCAGAUUGCAAUAGCAGACUUAAGUAAUUCAUCCAUUUCAUUAGCAGAUCGUCACCGUGCUUUGCAUGAGCUUCUCAUUCUUGUUGAACCGAUAGAUAAUGCAAAUGAUCUGAACAAACUCGGAGGCCUAGUUGCGGUCAUUCGAGAGCUUAAUAAUUCAGAGCCAGAGAUACGGACAACCUCUGCCUGGAUUCUUGGGAAAGCAAGUCAAAAUAACCCAGUUGUUCAGAAGCAGAUUCUCGAACUGGGGGCUCUGUCAAAACUAAUGAAAAUGGUGAAAUCCAGUUUCACAGAAGAAGCCAUAAAGGCUUUGUAUGCUGUUUCAGCCGUGAUCAGGAACAAUUUUGAUGGCCAGGAAUUGUUCUAUGCAGAAGCCGGACAUGUGAUGCUACAGGAGAUAAUGAGCAACUCGAGAACUGAUGUCAGGCUUCGCAGGAAAUGUAUUUUUCUAGUUGCUGAUUUAGUGGAGUGUCAAUUACAAAGUACAAAGAAAGCAGAGGUUCCUUUCUUCAGCAAUCAUCUCUUCUUGAAAUCUGUGGUUGAUCUAACAGCAUCAACAGACCUUGAUCUUCAGGAGAAGACAUUAAUGGCCAUUAGGAGCUUGCUCCAACUGACCACUACCGAAGCCCUAGUUUUCAAGAACUUCUGUGAUCUUGGCGGAGCAUUGGAGAGGAUGAGGAAGCAGCUGGAGGAGUUGAUGGCAGAGGAGUUCCAGAGAGAGUAUGCAAGGGACUUGGAAAGCCUCCGUAGAGAAGUGGAAUUCAUUUUCCACAGAAAGCUAGAAAAGGCAACAUUGGUUCCGACAUGAUCUCUAACUCUUGGAAACCAUUUGAGAUGAUUGAGGAUUGUAACAUAAAGGUGUGGUGAUGAUGUGUGGACCUUCCAUUAAUGUUAAGGAGUAUGCCUAUCGUUGCUUCUUGGAUGUGGGUCUUCCCCACCGUGAGAAAAUUGAGGGGUUGUGCACUCGUUUUCAGCUGCCUAUCCACCUACAGCAGUAAAGCUUAAUAUGGUGUGUUUGAUAUGAAACACUUUGGUAUGCUCGUUUGCCACACCCUGUGAAAAUUUUCUUUUGUCCA
This is a messenger RNA of Magnolia sinica, 1686 nucleotides long. RefSeq lists its product as uncharacterized. The transcript has 8 exons. The record is from RefSeq and is a predicted model, not a curated record. NCBI's taxonomy places the organism in Eukaryota, Viridiplantae, Streptophyta, Magnoliopsida, Magnoliales, Magnoliaceae. Bases 195 to 1418 code for a protein of 407 amino acids.